Molecule: messenger RNA, 1316 nt
Organism: Lentinula edodes (shiitake mushroom)
Lineage: Eukaryota; Fungi; Basidiomycota; Agaricomycetes; Agaricales; Omphalotaceae
Exons: 11
Coding region: 109-1074 (321 amino acids)
Source: RefSeq, a predicted model, not a curated record
UCAAUUCAAAAGGAACAAAGGUCAUCAAUCUACAACUAAUUCAAACUGGGGCUGCAACUGUGGGCGACUUCGAAUUUAUCUAACUUGAUAUAUGAUCCCAGACGGUGAAUGCGUUGGCAUUUUAUCUUUCCGUUCGUUUCUCUUCUUCUUCUUUUACCCUCUUUUGUUUCAGACGGCAGGUCGUCUCUCCUCUCGUAUCGUGUCGCCAUGAUCCUAGCCGCAAAAAUCAUUGCGUUUAACACCAUCGAAGCCAUCGGAUUUGCCGGCGCCUUUGCUAUAACUAUCACCGCACUCCUUUCUCCUUCUAUUCCACGUCUGUCAACUUGGUAUCUGGUGCUAUGCAGUAGCGGUGUAUAUUCACUGUCAAUGCUGCUUCUGGCAAUAGCUCAUGCUCAGUCCGGGGCUGAGCCUAACUCUACCUUGUGUCUUAUUCAAGGUGCAUUGAUCUAUUCUGCGGCGAUUUGGCUGAUGGGCUCAGUAUGUAUGUUUUCAGUACAGUUCUACUUGACAGUACUUUUUUAUACCAAGCAAUAUUCCGGGUUGAUCCAUCGUGAAAGCAAAUUGCUUUCUGUUGGGAUGGUAUCAAUCUUUAUGUGCGUUACUGUUUCACUGCUUAUAUAUGGGACUCUUCUGCCACACAUUGUUGUGCGUAGUCCUCAGCAGUUCUAUUGCCAUUUUUCGAGUGAGAUAGGAGUCUCUAUUGUUGCUGUAUUUGGGGUUUUGUUUGCCAUCGUCGCUGUUUUCUGUGAAUAUCAUACCGGUGUAUUGCUUUACCGGCAUUGGAACACAGUUGAUAUUUAUCAGCAAUCAAACGGCACUUUGUCUAUUGGAGUUCUGGCUCGUCUAGCAGGUUUCAGUCUGGUUUCUAUACUCUCUGUAUCAUCCUGCGCGCUCUUCACAUUUCAGUCUGCUUCUAAUCAAAGUUUUGAAUACAUUAUUUUAUAUACGGUGGUCGUGGCAAAUGCCGAUGUACCUCUUUUGGGUCUUAAUAAGUCUAUUAUUCGUGCUUGGAUGUUCUGGAAGAAGACUGGCACAUCUGCAGAACAGUAUUCCGGACAAGUCUCAGGUCCUUAAAGAGGCCCAAGCCGAAGGACAAGGCUAUUGUAGGAGUCAUUGCGUAUCUAUUUGAGCUUCUAAUUUUCUCUCCUCUAUGCCAAACCAUGCAAGCAUGUCUCGUCAACUUGACUCUAAGCUGAGCUUUCAUGUUGGGUCUAGUAGUAACACCACUAAAUAAUGGUUGAUAUCAUUGCAAAUACCUACCCACUACCUAUAUAUGUCCGUAGUCUUCCGGUAUCAAAUAUAUCCAUACAUUCUAG